UGCAACCCGGAAGCAGUCGACAGUCGACAGACCCGGAAAUAGAAAGUAGUCUAUCUAAAACGAAACGCGUCUCAGAGCCCUCCUCGUGUCCACGCGCGCACAACAAACAUGAAAAGUCUUUUUAAAAACAUUUUCAACGUUUAUGUAACUUAGAUGAGGAGUGUUCGCGUCUGCUGCACCAAGAGCCAAAUCGACAUUGUCGUCAUUUCUUUCGAAGGGGCGCUGAAGCCUAUCCCGGCUGACUUUGGGCGAAAGGCGGACUACACCCUGAACUGGUCGCCAGUCAGUCGCAGGGCGCAUAUCGACAUGGACAACCAUUCGCACUCACAUUCACACCGCCACUGAGUGGGAACUGGACCCACGCUGCCCGCACCGAAGUCAGAUCAACUACUGCAGCGUUGGCCUUAUCUGGCCCGCCUCAUUUCCACUCAAAAUGAGAUGCUCACAAGUUCCCGCCCCCGUUGGCAUCCCGACACCAAACAAGAAGAAGAAGAAGAAGAAGAAGAAGAAAAUUGCUCAAGAUAACAGCCUUCCUCCCGUUGAUGUGCUUGCUCACAAACAGAAGAAAAGAAAACCACAAGAAAACAUCUUCCUUCCUGCUGAUGUGCACACAAAGAGGAAGAAGAGAGCACCAGAAGAAGAAAACAUGGCUCUUGCUGAUGUACACACCACCAAGGAAGAACAGAAGAAGAAAAGCGCAGACGACAACAACAUACUUCUUUUGGCUGAGGGCCACACAAACAAGGAGAAGAAGAAGAAGAAGAAGAAGAAGAAGAAGAAAAAAAUAAUAGAAGACGACGACAGUGUCCUUCCUGCUGACAAGCACACUCACAAGAGGAAAAGAGAAGAAAAAGACAACAACGGCCUUCCUGCAGAUGUGCCCGCCAAGAAACGCAAGAAGAAAAGAAAACAAGAAGCAGAAGAUGACCGAUUUCUUCCCGCUGAAGACGACGACGACGGCGACGACGACGUGGUUCCUGCUGACGUGCCCGCUAGCAAACAGCAGAAGGAGGAAACAGAAAAAGAAAUGGAACAAACCGUCCUUCUUCCUGCCAAUGGCUGCACCAACAAGAAGAAGAAAAUAAAAGAAGCCAGCAGUGUCUUUUCUGCUGACGAGCACACUCGGAACAAGACGAAAAGAGAAGAAAAAGACAACAGCGGCCUUCCUGCGGGUGUGACCGCUAAGAAACGCAAGAAGAAAAGAAAACAAGAAGCAGAAGAUGACCGAUUUCUUCCUGCUGAUGUGCAGAAGAAAAAGAAAGAAGCUCAAGAAAACAUCAUUCUUCCUGCUGACGUGCACCCUCACAAACGGAAGAAAAGAGCAGAAGAAGAAAACUGCUCCCCUGCCGAUCUGCACGCAAAGAAGAAGAAAAAGAAAAAAACGCCAGAGGAAGAAGGCGGCGGCGGCGGCGGCCUUCCUCCUGGCGUGCACACGAAGAAGACUGUGAUGUCGGAGGUGGAGGAGGUCUCCAUGGCAACCGUGGAGACGGAAACAAAGACGCCGGUGAGUGCGGCGGUCGCCUACGCGGCGCAGGCGGUUCCCGUGGAGACGAGCGAGGCGGAGGAAGAGAGCGUCAUUGCGACUGCCGAUGACAUCGCUGUCCCCAUGGAAACCAGCACGACCAAACAAGAUGACCAGUUGGACCCUGUUUUGGUGGCGCAGUUGGAAGAGUUUAUUGGCAGCGUGAAGUAUCGACCCUCGGGUGACAUCAAGUUUCUUCUGCGUCACGACCUGCAUCGCUUCCGGCUCUUCAAGGAGCAAGGCCUGUCCAUCCGUUGGGGGCGCUUCACUCCGGAGGAGAAUCGGCGAAUCCGAGACAACAUGACCCACUUCCUGGCUGUGACGGGCGUGAGCUCCAGCGACCAGAUUCUCUUCCCUUGGCGCUACGAGCACCUAGAGAAGAACAUUAAGAAGCUCAAAAGAGACCAUGGCUUUCUGGAGGCCAUCGCCGAGGGAAUCCCGAGGCCGUGCAAGCAGGUUCUGACCAGAGCUUUAAAGAUCGACUACAGCAACCACAAGGGACAGUUCUCCACGGAGGAGCUCCGUCAGCUGGUCAAGUUGCAGAAGGUCCACGGCAACGAUUGGCGACGUAUUUCUGCGAUGAUGGGCCGCAGCAUCUACGCUGUACAGAAACGCUUUGCCAACAUUGCAUCCGGCCGAGGCAGAUGGACAUCGGAGGAGGAGGACCGGCUGAAGGAAGCCGUCAAGACUUACCUGGAGGUCGUGGUCCGACGAAGCUCGGCCGGUUCCGAGGACGACGGCCUUUUGAGACUGCGGCAACUCUGUGCUGAUUUGCCGUGGACGGAGAUCAGCCAGCACGUGCGGACCCGACACUGGUGUCAGUGUCGACUCAAGUGGUUCAGCAUCCUAAAGCAUCGGCUGUCUCAGAAAAACCAUAGGAAAAAACCCGAAAGACUGAAGACUAAAAUCCACCUGAUUGAAACGUUGCACGCUUUGGACGUGGAGGAUGCGAGGGACAUCGAUUGGGAGAAGGUCGCUGCUUUCGUGGGCGGCGUGACUCCAGUUUGCGUCCAGAAGCUUUUCCGAAACCUUAAAGUCUCCAACGUUCCCGACUGGUCUCGCCGUUCCUACGGAGAGAUCAUCGACUUCCUGCAGGAGCACGUUACGCCGUGCCUCGUCGAGACGCUGCGGCGCUGCAACCGAGAGGAGGCGGAGUGGGAAGCGCCCCUGAACGACGCGUACGCUCUGUUCAAAAUCUUCGCAUCGGGAGAAGACGGCGAAUUUGUGGAGGUGGACAACACUCAGCCGAGCAGACGGCGUUCGGAACGCUUGCUUGAACGCGCACCUUUGAGCGCUAACCCUCGUAGGAAGUCUCCUCAACUACAGACGAUCAGCCUAACAGCCCAUCAGACGCCCCGACUACAGCCUAACAGCCAAUCAGAGGCCCUAACUGCAGACGAUCAGCCUAACAGCCAGUCAACGACAGACGCGAGCGCUCCGUAAAGCAAACGCCAAAGUUUGAAUGCGCACCUCUAAGCCCCGCCCCUUCCUCAGAAACUCGUUGUUUUUUUGUCUUCGUUCCAUAAAAAGGGUUCUUAAGGCUUGA
This is a messenger RNA of Phyllopteryx taeniolatus (common seadragon), 3068 nucleotides long. RefSeq names its product transcription termination factor 1-like. The record is from RefSeq and is a predicted model, not a curated record. The coding region runs from base 434 to 2965 and encodes 843 amino acids. The transcript is spliced from 12 exons. Lineage: Eukaryota; Metazoa; Chordata; Actinopteri; Syngnathiformes; Syngnathidae.